CAAGAACUUGAAGUUGAAGAAGCCACCAAACUUAAAGCCUAAGGAAGGAAGGCCUUGGUGCGUCAACUGCUUGAGCUUUGGUUCCUCUUCCGAGAAUUCAGCACCAUGGCGGCCUCUGCGAGGUGUCUGCAACGGCUCCCUCUUCACUCACUCUCCCCCCUUCAUUCACCUGACGGACGCCAAGCAAGCGCCCUCAGUCCUGGCCUGACGCCCUGUCAGCAUUGUCAGGGGAGGCUGCUUCCCGACCAUGGCAACUUUCUAGGAAUUCCCAAGAGUUUGGCUCUACUAGUUCACGGGCUUCUGGGGCUGAAUGCAAGGGAGCGUGUGCGACCUUGCAGAGCAGCCAGAAUUGAGGCGGUCACCAAGCGCAAUCCCAAGAGGUUGAAGUAUGCUGGGUCGGGUGGGGGAGAGAAGUUGGAAGACUGUGUCUAUGUGGAGGUCAGUCAGGACGCAUCUGAUGGCUGGAAGCUGGACCAGAUUGCAGACGCCAUCAAAGGAGGAGGGGUGGGGGUUAUACCAACAGACACGAUGUAUGCUUUCGUGUGUGACCUAGAGAACAAGGCAGCGGUGGAUAGACUUUACAGGAUAAAAGACCUGGACCCAAAGAAGCCCCUGAGUAUUUUGUGUCGCAACUUUGCCGACAUCGACACAUACACGCUGGGCUUUCCCAAAGGCAGCGGCCAGGGUUCCUUCAACGUCUUCAAAGUCGUCAAGCAGUACCUGCCUGGCCCGUACACCUUCAUCCUCAAGGCCAGCAAGGCCCUCCCGAAGCAGUGCGCCAACUUCGGCGGCAGCCUGGCGGCCUCUUGCGCCCCCCGCAAAAGCGUCGGGGUCCGUAUGCCAGCGGACCCCAUCUGCGCCGCCCUUCUCGAGCGGCUGGAUCGGCCUCUUCUCUGUACGAGCGUGCGCACUAAGAGCGAGGAGGAGUGGAUGCUGGACCCCGUGUACAUAGCCGACGAGUACAAACUGACCAAAAAUGGCGAAAAGGGUGUGGAUUUUGUGGUGGACGGCGGGCAGCGCAUGGCCACCCCUUCGACUGUCGUGGACAUGACGGGGGCUACACCGUUGCUGCUGCGCCAGGGGAAGGGAGAGGUUGACGAGUUUCUGGUGGACUUUGAUGCGUCCGCUGAGAUCACGAGGACUCCUCGAGGAGCCCCAAUUGUGAACCCCUAUGCCACGGUCGCUGAUAAUAUAUAGAGUGAUAAGCUCCAGUUGAAAUUGAGCAACGCGACAUUGACCAGGAGACACCUGAUAUGCCCGACUUCCAUAGUGGAUAGAGUUUACAUUUGGCCGAUUUAAAUGGUGCAGGUGAGUUUUCCCUGGGUUUUUGUGGUGGUUCGCUCAAUCGCACAAAGAUGUUGGACCUUCCAGUCUCGAGUUUAGCUUGUAUAGCGGCUUGAAUGACAUGUUUUCUGCAGCAAUAUUGAACGUGACAUUGGAGUAUAGCGUAAAACUGCAGUCGAUAGAUAAAUACAUUUGAAUCAACAUUGUUUUCCUUGAAGACCGCUGCGAGCUCCGGUUUCACGAAUCUCCACUGCAGAGUUAAGUUCAAUCAUGGUCAGCCAGCCGCC
This is a messenger RNA of Klebsormidium nitens, 1571 nucleotides long. The record is from the annotation of a GenBank genome assembly. Lineage: Eukaryota; Viridiplantae; Streptophyta; Klebsormidiophyceae; Klebsormidiales; Klebsormidiaceae.